UGUUAUACAUACGCACAUCCAAACCAAGCGGGCGAAAGCGAAAAUUAAACGAGGCUACAAUGGCUUUGAUUCCUAUUUACUACGACUACCGGCCAGUUUCCCCCUUCUACCCAACGGCCGCCACGCCCCUCCGGGACAUGCUAUCGUACAUGCUGAAUGAUGAAUUGAUGUCAUCUCGCAGACCAGUCAAUGUGUCCGGGAAAUGGAGCCACGCAAUUCAGCUGGAAAACUUCAAACCCGAGGAAGUGAAAGUCACCGUAGAUGACGGGUGCGUUCGAAUUCACGCCCAUCACGCCGUUGGGAACGACGAAAAUGGCGAGGUGCGUGAAGUCAAGAGAUGCGUUAAAAUUCCCGAGGGAGUUGACGGAAGUAAGGUGAAUUGCAGGUUCGUGAAUGACAAUACUUAUCUCGUAGAGGCGCCACUUCUGCGAAAUGAGGACGACGUGGAAACUGAGCUAAAAAUUGAGAGCGUCCCCGCCAUUACGGACGGCAAGAAAGAAGACAUGCAACUGGUUGAGAGUUCGAAACCGUUUGAGACCAAACUGGACCUGUCUGUGUUUGAGCCUGACCACAUUACCGUCAAACGGCGAGGGAACGUGGUGUCCGUGUCUGCUGACCACUCACGUGAGGAGGGCGGGGUCAAGGUGUCUCGUUCAUUCAGGAGGGAGUUUACCGUACCCCAGGGUGUGGACUACAAGAAUAUCAAGUGUGUCCGUGACCCCAAGGGCCAUGUCGCCAUUAUGGCCCCCAAGACCCCCGAGUCCAAGAAAUAAACGGAUUUCCACAAAUCCCUAAACCACAUGGUAAUGACUCAAGACAAGAAGCUUACGCUUGUAAUGUAAACUAACCAUCAGCAUAAAAUGUUGCUCCUCUUUUGCAGUUUAAAACUGCUAUGUAUCUAAUUAUGUACCUUAUAUACCAGUAUAUUGUGUUGACGUUCCGUACCUUCAGACUUUUUGUAUAUUGCCUUUCCGUCGAUUGUGCCUGUGAUUUAUAUAUAUGUAAAUGCUUGAGAUUAAACAGGUCUGUGUACAGUUAUAUAUAUAAUAUUUCAUGUGAAAAAGUGACGCAGUGCUGUAAUAUGUCAUAAUGCACUAUAAUUAAGUAGAUCUGUGAUUUUCUUUACCAAAGCAUACAUUGUUCUUAUUUGUUAAUAUUGUCCAGAUCCCAAUAAUAAAAUGUUAAAGAUUUC
Messenger RNA from Magallana angulata, 1192 nucleotides. Its product is annotated as major egg antigen-like. NCBI's taxonomy places the organism in Eukaryota, Metazoa, Mollusca, Bivalvia, Ostreida, Ostreidae. Gene Ontology annotation, molecular function: protein folding chaperone. The transcript has a single exon. Gene Ontology annotation, biological process: response to heat; protein refolding. Bases 60 to 773 code for a protein of 237 amino acids. The record is from RefSeq and is a predicted model, not a curated record.